Nelumbo nucifera (sacred lotus) is the source of this 1918-nucleotide messenger RNA. RefSeq names its product acyl-coenzyme A thioesterase 2, chloroplastic-like. Gene Ontology annotation, biological process: acyl-CoA metabolic process. NCBI's taxonomy places the organism in Eukaryota, Viridiplantae, Streptophyta, Magnoliopsida, Proteales, Nelumbonaceae. Gene Ontology annotation, molecular function: fatty acyl-CoA hydrolase activity. The record is from RefSeq and is a predicted model, not a curated record.
UUGCCAUGACAUCAUAUGAACCAAGAAUUAUUUGAAUGUCUCUCCACUCUCCAGCCAUGAAACAAUCCGUGAAGCCAUUUCUCCAUUUCUGCAGACCCGUCUCCACUGCAUUUAACGCCAUCAAACUCCACCAGAAAACCACCCGAACACCCAUUCAUUCUUCCUUUUUAAUUGAUUCUGUUUCUACGCCCGAGCAGAAAUCACCAAACCCUGUUCAGCAACUCACCAAAACUGCAACCUCAUCUUCUCAGAUAAUCAAAAGCGUUGAACUAAAACCACCCAACUCAAUUCAAAUAAAGGCCUUUUCUUCUGUAACAUCGGACCCAUCUCAGAAACCAGAGGGUUCAAUGGGUUCUGAAUUCUCCCCUUCCAAUACCAUCCCUGUUGUUUCCACCUUCACUUCUCCUUUUGAGCAUUCUCCAUCAAUCGACGCGAGCUCUUCCAUAAGAAAACCACUUAGCCUAUGGCCCGGAAUGUAUAAUUCUCCUGUUACAAAUGCUCUUUGGGAAGCAAGAUCAAGCAUUUUCGAGAGGCUGAUCGACCCGCCCAAAGACGCUCCUCCACAGAGUGAAUUGCUCACAAAAACACCGGCACAGAGCCGGACCAGCAUUCUCUACAAUUUUUCCACUGAUUACGUCCUGAGAGAGCAGUACAGAGACCCAUGGAACGAAGUCAGGAUUGGAAAAUUGUUGGAGGAUCUUGAUGCCCUCGCGGGGACCAUAUCUGUCAAGCACUGUUGCAAUGAUGAUAGCUUAACAAGGCCUCUCUUAUUAGUCACUGCAUCUGUUGACAAAAUAAUUCUGAAGAAGCCAAUCCGUGUUGACACUGAUCUGAAAAUAGCGGGUUCUGUCGUAUGGGUUGGACGCUCAUCCAUCGAGAUUCAACUUGAAGUGACUCAACCUAUAGAAGAGAGCUCACAUCCUUCAAAUUCAAUAGCUCUUACAGCAAACUUCACAUUUGUAGCUCGUGACUCUAAGACCGGAAAAUCUGCUCCAGUGAACCGGAUUUCACCUGAAACUCAACAAGAAAAGAAGCUUUGGGAAGAAGCAGAGGCAAGAAAUAAGUUGAGGAAAUUGAAGAGAGGACAACAUAAAAAGGACCUUGCAAAUGGGGAGGUUGAUCGGCUUGAAGCUUUGUUGGCUGAAGGACGAAUCUUCUGUGAUAUGCCAGCUUUGGCGAACAGAGAUAGCAUUCUUAUGAGGGAUACCCGCCUUCAGAAUUCUUUGAUUUGUCAGCCACAGCAAAGGAACAUGCAUGGUCGAAUAUUUGGAGGGUUCUUGAUGAACAGAGCAUUUGAGCUGGCAUUCUCAACAGCUUAUGCCUUUGCUGGCAUGGUGCCCUGCUUUCUAGAAGUUGACCAUGUUGAUUUCCUAAAACCUGCACAGCCUCUUUCAAAGGCAUACAUUUACUUCAAUCCAGGCACCUCAGCUCAGGUGGACGUUGGAGACUUUCUGCGUCUCAAAUCAUGUGUGCUCUACACAGAACUUGACAACCCGGAGCUGCCACUCAUCAAUAUUGAAGUAGUUGCUCAUGUUACAAGGCCUGAACUUCGAUCUAGUGAGGUAUCAAAUACAUUUCACUUCACAUUCACUGUGCGUCCAGAGGCCAUGAAAAAUGGACUGAGGAUUCGGAGUGUUGUGCCAGCAACAGAAGAGGAGGCACGGCGGGUGCUUGACCGCAUGGAUGCUGAGAACUCGCAAUUCAUUUACUAAUUAGUAAAUAUACCUUGCGAUAAGAGAAAACAAGAAUUUACAAGAAUACAUAUAGGAUUUUUUAUUGCAGAGGCCUCAAGCUCUACAUUCACAUUGAAACAUCUUGAAGAUGAAUGGGAUGUAUGUAGCACACCUGCAGUAUUUUGUCUGCCGACAGUAAAAUUAAUGGAAUUUUCUUCUGAUUAUAGGAAUUGAUCUUAAUCCAA